Molecule: messenger RNA, 698 nt
Organism: Lasiosphaeria miniovina
Lineage: Eukaryota; Fungi; Ascomycota; Sordariomycetes; Sordariales; Lasiosphaeriaceae
Product: cytochrome b-c1 complex subunit 8
Exons: 4
Coding region: 174-491 (105 amino acids)
Biological process (GO): mitochondrial electron transport, ubiquinol to cytochrome c
Source: RefSeq, a predicted model, not a curated record
AAACCGCUUUUAGGUAGCGGCCCUGCUUUCCCGGCCUGCUUCCUGGUGAUUUCAGAACCUCAAUCCAACGAACGAGAGCUCCCUUUCCGAGUCCGACCUGCUCCGCGAGUCUGCGAUACCCACACCCAAUUGAAUCCCCGACGCGUGCCACCCCGACCGACAAGCGAUUCACGAUGCGUCCUACAAUGAUGAUGAGAUCUGGCGGUGGUGGUGAGGUUGGCAAGCAUAACAACUUCAUCGGAAACUGGGGCAACUUCGGUGGUCUCAAGCAGAAGGGCAUUGUCACCUAUGGCAUUAGCAUGAACCGCCAAAACCCGUUGGCCGGCACAUUCCACGAUGCGAUCUUCAACACAUGGAGGCGAUUCAGUGGCCAGGUUCUCUACUGGGCGCCCCCGGCGAUUGCCGGCUACUACAUCGUGAGCUGGGCCAUCGAACGGAACGAGUACCUGAACUCGAAGGCCGGCCGGGCCGAGUUUGCCGAUUCGGAGUAAGGCGGAGACGGCGUAGGGCGUGAGGAAGAGAGUCGUGUGCCAAAUAGACAACCCCUGUACAUCACCGAUGGGCUCAGCAAGGCCGACUUGGAAUUGAGCAUAGACCUUAUUGCUAUCAUGCCGCUAUGUUUACUCUUUGAUUGCCUGGUGAAAGUGAUACGACAGACUAGCUAAAGUCCCUCUACCCCUCGCCACUCUCUCCAUUGU